AUGGCAAUCGUCCAUAAUCAAGGACCGAAAACCGAACGUGUUCGCCGGAAAGAAGAAAUACUAUUCACAAAGUUUCAGCAAAAGUUCAAGAGAUUAGGGCAUCAAACCAAUCCCGCAAUAGAAGCAAGAAUUAAAGAAGGGCUAUCUGAAUUAAUUUCGGUUCUGGGAACACCUUUUCUUGUCGAUCCAUCGUUUAAAGCUCAACAAAAACGAAGGUUUAAUACAGCAAUAAGGGAGAAUAUUCAACAUCCGUACCCAAAGUCCGAUGUCGGCGACCGAUCGGUUCUUGAAGUUCAGGGCAACAAAGUGGGCGUUUUUGAUGAUCCAGAGACUAAAGAUUCGGCGGCUAAGUUUAAUUACAUUGGGUCUGAAUUUGAGGACUGGAAUCUUGAAGGGUUAUUUAAUUUCGAUGAUUUGGAUGUCGGAAAUUCCAGUGCAAUGUUUCUUGAUAAAUAUUCUAUCGAUAAUACUAGUGAUACUACAAAGUAUUCUAGAGAUGAGAUAUUCAAUUUGUCAUUGCCUAAAGAAGUUUGUAAAGCUUUUGGAGGACCUAUUAAAAUGAUUAUCGUGUUUAUUUGA
Oldenlandia corymbosa var. corymbosa is the source of this 579-nucleotide messenger RNA. The record is from the annotation of a GenBank genome assembly. NCBI's taxonomy places the organism in Eukaryota, Viridiplantae, Streptophyta, Magnoliopsida, Gentianales, Rubiaceae.